Messenger RNA from Eleginops maclovinus (Patagonian blennie), 168 nucleotides. The record is from the annotation of a RefSeq genome assembly. NCBI's taxonomy places the organism in Eukaryota, Metazoa, Chordata, Actinopteri, Perciformes, Eleginopidae.
AUGCCCCAAAAUUUCCACGCCGGUUGUUUUGCAAUACUGCUUCUUAGUUUUUUUCUGUAUUUUACCACAGGCCAUGCUAAAGUGAUAGCACACAUGAGCUCUCCUAAGCCCGCUCCUUGACCAACAAAAUUUUUUAGCUGACAAAAGUGAACCUGACCAUGAUCCUAG